AUGGCGAGCAUGGCGUCCGCAAUAUCGUUUGGGUAUUCAAAUAAUUCGGGGUUCCAGAUGGGUGUGAACUACGGCGAGGUCACUAACCACUUCCACAUGCCUAUUGAAGAGAUGAAAGAGACAAAUACUAGGCCUUCUCUAUUCGGGCUAGGUGGCAUCGGCAAAACCCAAGUUGCUCUUCAGCUUGCCCGCUGGGUGAAGGCGCAUGUACCAGACUGCUCAAUCUUCUGGGCUCCUGCCCUGAGUCUCGAGAGUUUUGAGCAGGCUUGUUCGCAAAUCGCGAAAGAGCUACAAACCCAUCAGAAUGACGGUGAAAGUGCGAUGGAAUCGGUACAGCGAUAG
This is a messenger RNA of Penicillium crustosum, 342 nucleotides long. RefSeq lists its product as uncharacterized. The transcript has 2 exons. The coding region runs from base 1 to 342 and encodes 113 amino acids. The record is from RefSeq and is a predicted model, not a curated record. NCBI's taxonomy places the organism in Eukaryota, Fungi, Ascomycota, Eurotiomycetes, Eurotiales, Aspergillaceae.